CCAAAAUUGGCAAUUUCACAAUUUCCCGGUAUUUCAGGUCUGGAAAUAUCUAGACUUCAACCGAAACUUCUCUUUCUUUCUCCACAAAUAAAUAAAGUAAACACUUCAUCAUACUCAAUAAACCGCGCUUCCUUUUUCAUUCUAUUUUCGCUUUAGUUUCGUGUUAAUCCACUCUGAUUAUCACAACAACAAUUUAGGGUUUCUGCAACUUCUGUAAUAAUUUCAAUUUUGUUGAAGAAUUUGAGCAAAUUUGAUGGAGGAUUUUACUGGAUUUAAGCUCAAAAGGAAGGACUUGGAGGAUGUUAACGACGAUUUCUCCGAUUUUUCUCUCUCUUCUCCUGCUCGUAAAAUCCGUCGCUUGGAUGCUGAGUUGCCGCCUAUAAUUGAAGAGGAGGAAGUAGAUUAUCAGCCGAUGUACGAGCAAUCGGUGCCACAAAGCACCAUCUCCAAUGGGUUGGGAGUCCAAGUGAAGCCGUUGGUGAUUGAAGAGUUGGAGUCUAUACCUGAAAAUGAGGAGAAAGCUAUUGUUCUAUUCAAACCUAAGGACGAUCCUCUUGUUUCCUCUCAAGGAAACUUUUCUGUUGAUCCAAAUUUGGUGUCCUUCUUUAAAAAUCAAGCUUUUUGGGGCGACAACCUAAAGUCUUGUAGAUCUAUAGAGGAGGAUGAAUCUACAGAAAAUGGAAAUGAUAAUGAGGAGAAUGAAUGCAGGGCGGUGAUCCCUUGGGUGCCAUCUCAGACGGUCAACCCUGUAUCACAAGGUCUUGGUUCUCAAACAGAUUCAUCAGAUUCAAUGGAAGCUGAUGAAAUGGAAACAACAAUGAUGGAAAUCGAAGAUGGUGCAAACGUUGGACAAGCAAAUGGGGUCUAUAACCUUUCUUACCUUAAUGGAGGCUUGCAACAUCAAUGGCAUCAGCAGCAACAUUGCAUGAUGCCGCAACCUCCUCAGAAUACCACAACUCCAAUUGUGUGGUACAGGUGAAUAUUGAGUAGGUGAUAGAUACUGCCAUUGUCUAAUGUAGGUUAGAUUUUGAAGUGAAAGAAGCUUCAGCCUAUCUGGGUAAUUAAAUAGAACCUUCGCUGCCACAAGUGUUCCUGAAGGAGGAGAGCAAUUCUUGGUGUAGGAGCAGAUUUUGGGAUAACAUGCCAUUUCUUCCUAGAGGUGGGGUGACCCUAAAGAGCGAAUAGGGCUUUUUAAGUUGUGAAAACAGUGUCAUUUUGCAGCACAUUUUGUACAUUUUUCUCCAGGUUGUAUGUUUGACACUGCAGGAUAUUUACUCGUAUGUGAUUUGGUUCGAUUCCAGAA
This is a messenger RNA of Spinacia oleracea (spinach), 1303 nucleotides long. RefSeq lists its product as uncharacterized. NCBI's taxonomy places the organism in Eukaryota, Viridiplantae, Streptophyta, Magnoliopsida, Caryophyllales, Amaranthaceae. The transcript is spliced from 3 exons. The record is from RefSeq and is a predicted model, not a curated record. Bases 254 to 979 code for a protein of 241 amino acids.